AUGAAAAUAUUAUUGGAACGUAUCCGCAAAUCUCAUGAAGAAGAUGAUGAAGAAAUGAUGUCAACUAACGCCAUUAUAGCAACAAAAAUUGCUCACCAUGAAGCAGAAAACCAACCUCGAGGUCGCGGUUCUCAUCCAGGUCGUGCACCAAAUGAUCCUCGACAAAGGGAUGAACGAGCCGAUCUUAGAAGACUUCUAGCUAAAGGUGAAAAGAGAGGCUUUCCAGGGAUGAUUGGUAGCAUCAACUGUAUGAACUGGCAAUGGAAAAAUUGUCUAACCGGUUGGGCCGGUGAAUAUAGUGGCAGAAAACGCAUCCCUACUAUCAUUCUUGAAGCGGUUGCAUCUUAUGACAGUUGGAUAUGGCACGCCUUUUUUGGAAUGUCGGGGUCAUGCAAUGACCUCAAUGUCCUAGCAAAGUCCCCGUUGUUUGACGAGCUUAUUGCCGGUAGAGCACCACAUAUCCAGUUUCAAGUGAAUAACCGGGUUCACAGCUUAGGCUACUAUCUUGCCGACGGUAUAUUCCCAAGAUGGGCAACUUUCGUGGAAACAAUUCCACAUCCUAGGCGACCUAAGGAUUGUGUAUUUGCAAAGGCUCAGGAGGGAUAUAGGAAAGAUGUCGAGAGAUGUUUUGAUAUUUUACAGUCAUAUUUUGGUGUUUUUAGAGGAACUGCUCGCGGAUGGGAUAAAUAG
This is a messenger RNA of Argentina anserina (silverweed cinquefoil), 690 nucleotides long. RefSeq lists its product as uncharacterized. The transcript has 2 exons. Bases 1 to 690 code for a protein of 229 amino acids. NCBI's taxonomy places the organism in Eukaryota, Viridiplantae, Streptophyta, Magnoliopsida, Rosales, Rosaceae. The record is from RefSeq and is a predicted model, not a curated record.